GCGGCUAGCAGGCAGCUCAGAGCGGGACCCUUGAAAACAAAAAACAAUUCUGUGGCUUCCCUUUUUGAGUCCGGGUGUCACUGCAAUUCAGCAUGAAGUUCAUGUCCUCUUUAUUUAACGCUGGUUGCCAGUGUUUAGCGGUUUAGCCAGAGAGGUACCGAGGAGUCAGAAUCAGGAUUCAAAACGAUACAAAAUGCCUCCGAAGAAGCAGCAUCUCAAGCCGACUGCAGCCAACGUCUCCAGCUCUUUGGACCUAGAGUCUGAGGACAUCAGCUUGGAGACGACCGUACCCACCACUGAGGAUGUCUCCUCGUCCGACGAGCAGCGGAACGGCUCCCAGAAGGUGACCCGCCAGCUGAUCGAGAGGAAGGAGCUGCUGCACAACGUCCAGCUGCUUAAAAUCGAGCUAUCUCAGAAGAAUCUCAUCAUAGACAACAUGAAAGCCGAUCAUAUGUCAAAGAUUGAGGAGUUGGAGGAGAGGCUGAAUGACGCCCUGCAUCAGAAACAAGUGUUGGUCCUAAGACUGGACAACCAGCUGAAACUUACUCAGGAGGAGAACAGGAAGCAGCAGGCUCUGCGUAAGCAGGAGAUGGAGGCCAUCCUGCUCAGGCAGCAGCAGCUGGAGGAGACUAACCGACAGCUGUGUGAGAAGGCUGGAGAACUGAGGAGGUCUCUCAGGGAUCUGGACCUCUCCCAGGACAGAUACCAGGAGCUUCGUGGUCUUCCUGAGGACAAAAUAUCUAUACAGGAAUAUGUAGCUAUGCGUUUCUAUGAGGUAGUGACUCCUCUGCGGGCCCAGCUGAUUGAGCUUAGUCUGAAGAACAGCAGUGUGACAGAAGAGCUGGAUAUGCACAGAACCAAGAUGAAGACACUGAUUGAGAGCUACGAGGAAGAGCGGCGGUUGCGUACAGAGCUGGAGAUGAGGAGCCAGAGAUUGACCUUAGAACUGGCUGACACCAAACAGCAGAUCCAAGAUGGCGACUACCGCAGAGAGAACUACCCAAACAUCAAACGAGAGCGCGACAACUUUGAAGCAGAGCUGAAGGAGUUAAAGAGGAGAUCUGAGACCGUAGACUUGUCUCAUGCUGCAGUGACCAGAGAAAGGGACACACUCAGCAAAGAGGUGGCGACAUUGCAACAAUCAGUGACACUCCUGCAGAAGGACAAGGAGUACCUGCACAGGCAGAAUGUGGAACUCAGUGUUCGCUGUGCACAUGAAGAAGACCGCCUGGAGAGAUUGCAGGUACAAUUAGAAGACACUAAAAAAGCCAGGGAAGACGCCUAUGAAAAAUAUGUAGCAUCCAGAGACCACUACAAGUCAGAAUAUGAGAGCAAAUUAAGAGAGGAGUUGGAGAACAUCAGGCUGAAAACAAGUCAGGAGAUAGACAACCUGCAGAGAACCUCCAGGGAGAUGUAUGAGAGGGAAAACAGGAACUUGCGCGAGGCCAGAGACAGCGCGGUGCUGGAGAGAGACCGAGCAGUGGCUGCUGAGAGAGACGCCCAGUCCAGAUAUGACCAACUGCUGGAGCAGUUCCGUCAGCUCCAGCUGGGUACAGACAGCCGGGUGGCAGAACUAUCCAACCAGGCCAAGCUGCACUCUUUUGAAGCUGAGCGUGCUAAUAUGGUCAAGGAUGAGACGGCUAAAGCCCUAGCUCAGUGUCAGCUGGAGUGUGAGAAACAGCAGAAGAAGCUAGAGCUCCUCACUCAGGAGUUUUACAGGCUACAAACUUCCUCAGAGAGGCGGGUAGCAGAGCUGCAUACUCAGAACGCUGAGCAGGUGUCUCGCCUGGAAACGUAUGAAAAGCUCGAGCAAGAGCUGGACCAGGUCACCAUGCAAGCUGCCGAAAUUGAGAAUGAAGAAGAGGCAGAGAGGGUUUUGUUCUCAUAUGGCUAUGGGGCAAAUGUUCCUACAACGGCCAAAAGAAGACUAAAACAGAGCGUUCACUUGGCCCGCAGGGUGCUGCAGCUCGAGAGGCAGAAUACAUCACUGAGGAGAGAGUUGGAAAGUCACAAGUCGCAGACGGGGCAGAUAUCCAAAGAGUUGUUGGCCGCCAACCAGCUGUUACAGCAGACGCAGCAACCUUAUAGUUACUUGAUUGAGACGGUGAGACAAAGGGAUGCACAGAUCAGCAUACUGAAGGAGCGUGUCACCUCACUUGAGGGCGAUGUCAGUUCUCUGAGGAAAGAGCGGACCGCUCUGGAACAGGUGAAAAACAACAUGGCCGCUGAUCUGGAGCGACUUCUCAACCAUCAAGAGGAGUUAGCCAUGAUGAAGCAGGUCCUGAUCAGCAUGCGGUCCAGACAGGCAGACGCUCUAAACCUGUUGGAAACAGAUAAAACUGGUAUCAGGACUUCUGGAUUGGGGAAAAAACAGCAGUCCAAACGUAUCAACAGGACAGCAGAAGAAGAAUCACUAAACAAACCCAAACCCACUGUGUUUACAAAUAAAGAAGUUCCCGAUUGGUACCAAAAGCAGAAGCAGAAAUCCAAGUGAACGUUUGUGUCAUGACUGGAGCUCAGGACUUUUGUUUUGUUUUUAACUUUUAGGUUUUGUCUAGACUUUUGUAUGUUAAACUUGUAAGUUACAGUUCAUUUCAUUGCUUGAUUGCUUUUCAAAUACAAAGGCACAAACAGUUUGAA
Pelmatolapia mariae (spotted tilapia) is the source of this 2640-nucleotide messenger RNA. RefSeq names its product progesterone immunomodulatory binding factor 1 (gene pibf1). Gene Ontology annotation, cellular component: centriolar satellite. Gene Ontology annotation, biological process: cilium assembly. The coding region runs from base 194 to 2494 and encodes 766 amino acids. NCBI's taxonomy places the organism in Eukaryota, Metazoa, Chordata, Actinopteri, Cichliformes, Cichlidae. The transcript is spliced from 18 exons. The record is from RefSeq and is a predicted model, not a curated record.